AUAUAUAGAUUAUAGACUAAACAAUUAGGGAGUAAACAAAAUACACAUUGUUCCUUUUAAAAGCAUCCAAAACCUCGGAAACAAAAACCAGAGCUGUUUGGGUUAGGGUUUCCAAUCUCGAGUCAGCAUGCCGAAGAACAAGGGAAAGGGAGGUAAGAAUAGGAAGAGAGGGAAGAACGAAGCCGAUGAUGAGAAGAGAGAGCUCGUCUUCAAGGAGGACGGCCAGGAGUACGCUCAGGUCCUCCGCAUGCUCGGCAACGGCCGCUGUGAGGCCAUGUGCAUCGACGGCACCAAGCGUCUCUGCCACAUCCGCGGCAAGAUGCACAAGAAGGUCUGGAUCGCCGCCGGCGACAUCAUCCUCGUCGGCCUCCGUGACUAUCAGGAUGAUAAGGCCGAUGUAAUUCUGAAAUAUAUGCCGGACGAGGCCAGAUUGUUGAAGGCUUAUGGAGAGUUGCCUGAGAACACUAGGCUCAAUGAGGGUAUUGCUGGUGGGUUGGAUGAAGAGGAUGAGGGCGCGGCUGAUGAUUACCUGGAGUUUGAGGACGAGGACAUUGAUAAGAUUUAAAAAGCUGAAAACUCUCUCAAGUAUUUUUAUUUGUAUUUGAGUUAUAUUUCUGUGGAGUUUGGUUUCAAUAUACAUAGAACUGGGAUAUUUAAUUUGUAAUGUUUUAAAUGAUAUAUGACGCCUUGUGCAUUGAAUUUCAAGUA
Messenger RNA from Ipomoea nil (Japanese morning glory), 708 nucleotides. RefSeq names its product eukaryotic translation initiation factor 1A-like. Bases 128 to 565 code for a protein of 145 amino acids. The transcript has 2 exons. Gene Ontology annotation, molecular function: RNA binding; translation initiation factor activity. The record is from RefSeq and is a predicted model, not a curated record. Gene Ontology annotation, cellular component: cytoplasm. Gene Ontology annotation, biological process: translational initiation. Lineage: Eukaryota; Viridiplantae; Streptophyta; Magnoliopsida; Solanales; Convolvulaceae.